AUGAUAACAGCUGACCUCUGCUGCAGUUAUGUCCCUCCCGACCAGGAGGGUGUAAUGUCCGGGAACCAACUGGCUGGGAAGCAUCCACUGGGAGCGCGCGCAAGGAACCUCCACACCACCGGAGCGCUGGUGGUGAGAUUUGAGAUGCCUUUCGCAGUAUGGUGUGACAAUUGCAAACCCCACCCCGUCAUAAUCGGUCAAGGUGUGCGCUUCAAUGCAGAGAAAACCAAAGUCGGGAAUUACUACUCCACUCCCAUCUACACUUUUCGCAUGAAGCACACUGUGUGCGGCGGCACCAUCGAAAUCAAGACCGAUCCCCAAAACACCGCAUAUGUUGUUACCGAAGGUGGACGCAAGCGAGAUCUCGGUGAAGACAAGCCUCUACAACCAGGCGAGAUCGCCAUCAAACCCUUUGCCUCGAAUCAAGACCCAGCAGAGAAGGACCCUUUCUCAAAACUUGAGGACAAGAUGGAGGACAAGACUCGUGCCAAGACAGAAGCCAGCCGCAUUCUCGAGCUCCGGAAGGCCAGGGACAGGGACUGGGAGGAUCCAUAUACCAAGAAUCAGAAGCUGCGCCACCAUUUCCGACAGGAGCGCAAGAGUCUCGAAAAGAAAGAUGCUUCCAAGGCGGCUCUGCAAAAGAAGUUCAGUCUGGAUUACGAGAUCCUCGACACAACAGAUGCAGACCGUCAAGAAGCGAGCCAAGUCCAGUUUGGCGGAGACGCCCAAGCCAGAGAAACACGCGAAGAACGGGCCAUUCGUCUUAAGCCCAUGUUUUCGGCCCAUGAUCCCUUGCGAAAAAUCAACGCCCAUGGCAAGAAUCGAGUGACUAGGAAGACCGACCUGGCCGCCGCCCGCAAAGCUUCCUGGCGCAAGGACGUCCUUGCCAAGGCUCGUGCCGAUAGGAAUCCUUUCGGUGAUCUUGAUGAUAUGACAGACUGGACCGCGACAAAACCUCUGCCCUCGAAGCCCUCUAGAUCUUCAGCCGGUGAGAGGCCCAUCAUCAGACCUAGUGCUCCGUCUGUCGCCCCCAUAUCCAAGCCUGAUGACGCUCCUCCGAUUCAAACCCCAACGUCCAUGCCCAAGGCUCCACUCGUCAACUACUCUUCCGAAUCGGAGUGA
This is a messenger RNA of Penicillium olsonii, 1122 nucleotides long. NCBI's taxonomy places the organism in Eukaryota, Fungi, Ascomycota, Eurotiomycetes, Eurotiales, Aspergillaceae. The record is from the annotation of a GenBank genome assembly.